Messenger RNA from Candidula unifasciata, 210 nucleotides. The record is from the annotation of a GenBank genome assembly. Lineage: Eukaryota; Metazoa; Mollusca; Gastropoda; Stylommatophora; Geomitridae.
GUCAGCUCGACACCUCUUUAUGUAAGCUUGACACCUGUAUAUGUCAGCUUGACACCUGUAUAGGUCAGCCUGACACGUCUAUAGGUCAGCUUGACACCUCUAUAGGUCAGCUUGACACCUCUAUAGGUCAGCUUGACACCUCUUUAGGCCACAUCGACACUUCUGUAGGUCAGCUUGACACCUCUAAAUGUCAGUUUGUCACCUCUGUAG